Molecule: messenger RNA, 252 nt
Organism: Synchytrium microbalum
Lineage: Eukaryota; Fungi; Chytridiomycota; Chytridiomycetes; Synchytriales; Synchytriaceae
Exons: 2
Coding region: 1-252 (83 amino acids)
Biological process (GO): mitochondrial respiratory chain complex IV assembly
Cellular component (GO): mitochondrion
Source: RefSeq, a predicted model, not a curated record
AUGCCAUCAUGCAAGAAACUAUUUGAUGAUCUAGUAGUGUGUCUCUCAGCUUCUGAUUGUGUGCUUGUGGAAAAAAAUCGAGUAAAAGAGUGUCUGGAUAAGAAACACGAUGAAAGUGUUCCCAAAGAAUGUCGAUUAUUACAGGAAUCGUAUUUUGCUUGUAAAAGGAGUGUGGUUGAUCCUAGAAGAAGGUUUAGAGGACCGUUAGGAGGAAGACCUGAAGAUUCGAAUUCAAAUGAUGACAAUCAGUAG